AUGCUCGGCGCGGCGCUCCGACUCCGCGUCCGCGUGCUCCGCCGCCGCCGCCGCCCUCGCCCCCACCGCGGGCGCCGCCGAGGCAGGCGGGUUGGGGAAGAUGACGACGAGGGAGGCCGGGAGCCGGUGCUGCUGGUGUCCGGGAUGGGCGGCUCCGUGCUGAACGCGCGCCGCCGGUCCAACCCCAAGUUCGACCUCCGGGUCUGGGUGCGCAUCCUGUUGGCCAACCUCUACUUCAAGAAGUAUCUCUGGUCGCUCUACAACGCCGACACAGGGUAUGUGGAGCCGUUGGACGACGAUUUGGAGAUUGUCGUGCCGGAGGACGACCACGGCCUCUUCGCCAUCGACAUUCUUGAUCCUUCCUGGUUUGUAGAACUUCUCCAUCUUUCUAUGGUGUAUCACUUCCAUGAUAUGAUUGAUAUGCUCAUAAAUUGUGGAUACGAGAAAGGGACCACUCUAUUUGGAUAUGGUUAUGAUUUUCGCCAAAGCAACAGGAUAGACAAAGCGAUGACUGGUUUGAGAGCAAAACUUGAGACAGCUUAUAAGACCUCUGGAGGGAAAAAAGUUAAUUUAAUCUCUCAUUCUAUGGGUGGAUUGCUAGUACGCUGCUUCAUGUCUAUGAAUCAUGAUGUAUUUGCUAAGUAUGUAAACAAAUGGAUUUGCAUUGCAUGUCCAUUUCAAGGUGCCCCGGGAUGCAUCAAUGAUUCUCUACUUACUGGAUUGCAAUUUGUUUAUGGUUUUGAGAGCUUCUUUUUUGUAUCUAGAUGGGCAAUGCACCAACUGCUUGUUGAAUGCCCAUCAAUCUAUGAAAUGUUACCAAAUCCAGAAUUCAAGUGGAAGAAAAAACCAAUUAUUCAGGUUUGGCGUAAGAACCCUGAAAAGGAUGGAAUUGUGGAGCUAGUUCAAUAUCAAGCAACUGAUUGUGUGUCCUUGUUUGAAGAAGCUUUAAGGAAUAAUGAGCUCACGUAUAACGGAAAGAAAGUAGCACUGCCAUUCAAUAUGUCAAUCUUCAAAUGGGCCACCAAGACCCGCCAAAUCCUAGACAAUGCUGAAUUACCAGAUACUGUGAGCUUUUACAAUAUAUGUGGGACAUCUUAUGAAACUCCAUACGAUGUAUGCUAUGGCUCAGAAAGCUCCCCAAUUGGAGAUUUGUCAGAAGUGUGUCACACAGUGCCGGCAUACACUUACGUGGAUGGAGAUGGCACAGUUCCCACAGAAUCGGCACUGGCUGAUGGGUUCUCUGCGAAAGAAAGAGUUGGCGUCGAGGCCGACCACCGUGGCCUGCUGUCUGAUGAGAAUGUAUUCAAGCUUCUCAAGAAAUGGCUCGGUGUGAGCGAGAAGUCAGAGUGGCGUUGCGUGUCAAAAUCCAAAGUGGUAGACGUUGGCACCUAA
Messenger RNA from Miscanthus lutarioriparius, 1392 nucleotides. The record is from the annotation of a GenBank genome assembly. Lineage: Eukaryota; Viridiplantae; Streptophyta; Magnoliopsida; Poales; Poaceae.